UUUAACAAAGAGGAACCCAAGGACGCAGACACACACACAGACACAGACAUGAAGGGGAACAAUAUAAUCGCAGUGUUUCUCGCUCUCCUGCUGAGCUGCCAGAUUGGUCAUACUCUGGACUGCUACACAUGUGAGUAUGGCAUUUGCUUGCUCCCCAUCAAGAAAACAUGUGGCACGUUCGAGGUUUGUGUGACAGAAACAUCAAAACUUGGUGGUGUGGUUAAUAUGAAGUCGAAAGGCUGCAUGAACCCCUUUAACUGCAUGACGGACUCGUCUGUGUCGAUAGGCGGCAUAACUAUGACUACCAGCCCAUCCUGCUGCUUCUCUAGCCUCUGCAACGCAGCCGUCACACCCAGGGUGUCUAUUAUUAGUGCGAUGGCAGCCAUAUUGUCUCUGUGGAUAUGUAGAAUGUUCUAAGCCAGCACUAAGUGUCUCAUCUUUGCUGCUCUUUCACUGCCAACUGAUCGUUUUGCCAUUGCCUUAUACAAUGUUACCCGUUCCUGUCCUUCAAAGGGUCAAGGGCAGGACUCGUCCUUCACACCGAAUAUUUCAUACAACUAACUUUAUCAGAUGCCUCAUCACUAACAUGGAAUACCCAUUUUAGACUUCCUCCCCACUACCAGAUGGCGCAAUAUACUAUGCAGGGAUUUCCCCUCCACUAGCGGCAGCCCCAACGCUAUUCCAUCUUUUUUGUUUAUUUAGUGAGAAGAUGGCACCCUCCACAUGCCUGCUACAUCACAUGUUACGUUAUAGGCAAUGCGUUGCAACAUAAAUACUACUUUGCUCGUGUUUGUAGAUAAGAAUUAUGAUGCACUUUCAGGCCACUUGCUUGUUUCUGGUACUAACUAAAUAUUCAUGCUGGCAGCCAUAUUGUAACCACGAGUCAGGACUCAUUUGCUGUUGAAUUUAUGUCCCUGUAUCGAUGCUGUAACAUAGCUUCUCAUGCAGGGCUUUCUCACUUCCUUUGGAUGAUUUAGUUGCAAUUAGUUAUUAAACUUAUGUUUUCCA
Messenger RNA from Pelobates fuscus (common spadefoot toad), 1008 nucleotides. RefSeq names its product lymphocyte antigen 6 complex locus protein G6d-like. The coding region runs from base 49 to 417 and encodes 122 amino acids. The transcript is spliced from 3 exons. Gene Ontology annotation, biological process: sperm-egg recognition. NCBI's taxonomy places the organism in Eukaryota, Metazoa, Chordata, Amphibia, Anura, Pelobatidae. Gene Ontology annotation, cellular component: membrane. The record is from RefSeq and is a predicted model, not a curated record.